Molecule: messenger RNA, 1329 nt
Organism: Daphnia magna
Lineage: Eukaryota; Metazoa; Arthropoda; Branchiopoda; Diplostraca; Daphniidae
Exons: 4
Coding region: 576-1079 (167 amino acids)
Source: RefSeq, a predicted model, not a curated record
GAAAAACAGGUGCAACGGUCACGGUAUUGAGUACAGCUGUUGGGACGCCAUUACGUAAUGCAACGAUGAACUUCUAAUCGUGGCGGAAAAGUUAAACGCGGAUGUAUGGUGAUCAAACACAUUUGACGUCACGAGAUUCUUGACUUAAUCCGGCAAUUAAGUACUUGAUUUCACAUUUCCGGUUGGGAUUAAAAACGAAGAGUUUAAGACGUAAGGUCUAAACUACGAAAGUCCACUCAAUUGAACUGGAUGGCAAUCACGUGGACAACAGGCUGAAAGUCUAAUUUCCGAAAUCGGUGGUGUUGUCAGUAGUGAUGGCGGACAGAUGAGAUAUUAGAUAAAUAAUCAACCUACACGAAGUUUCCAGUUUCUCCCCCUGGCUGCCCCACCCACUAGUUUGUCGAGCAAAAUUGCAGCUUGCCCACACGCACAUAAGUUGAGAGAUCGUGAAUACUAGCGUUGGAAAUUCCCACUGCACUCGUUCAAACAAUGACGGAAAACUCGGGCGUCACACUGGAGCAGCAGGGUAUAUAUGGUUGGAUUCGUUUCUAAAAGGCAGAGGAUAGUUGAAACAAAUGUCAGUGGUAGUCAUGGCUUCAACCGUUCCCAAAAUCGCCUUUGUCUCCUUUUUUAUUUUCGUCCAGUGGAUUUAUCGUCCCACCGAUGCCUUCCCGUUUCGGAACGAAGCGCACGGAGAAAACGCCAUUCGCAAUUGGCGACCGUCUUCGACGAGAGAUCGUGAAUCGUUGCCGGACUAUCAGCCGCUCUGUCAGUCAAUCAAUCACAGGGUAGACCUACAGAAGGAUUCAGACGAACCCGAAUACGAAUUUCGACCGCCGUUUUACCAUUCGAUCGAGUGCAAACACACUGCCGACAAGCUUCAUCACCGCGGGCAUCACGAUGGCUCACAGAUGUGCCUAAAAUCAGGUUUGGCUUGCGUCCAACGCACCAAAACGAUUCAAAUAGCCAAAAGAAAAAUAGGGACAACUUGUUGGACUUUAUUUACCAAGGAAGUUCAUUCUGGGUGCGAGUGCAUGUGGCCUGUUCAUUCCAACGGCGAUUCCAAACACUUCACCUGAGUCGACCUACAUGGAUCUAUUCACGGCUAUUCGUCAAAUGCGUUCUACGUUGGUCUCGGAUCACGUCGAUCUGGUGUCCAGUAUUCCGAAUCAUCCGCUCAUUGUUUCGUUUUCCUUUUUAAUUGUUCUAAUUUGUCCAUGUCUUUUUGCUUCGGUCUUCGAAAGUUUCACGGAACUCAGCUAAAAAACUGUGCAAACAUUCGCGAUCUCAAGUGCUCUUUUGAGUUAAAUAAAUGAAUUUUAUGACUUA